Molecule: messenger RNA, 1543 nt
Organism: Lagopus leucura (white-tailed ptarmigan)
Lineage: Eukaryota; Metazoa; Chordata; Aves; Galliformes; Phasianidae
Gene: SNAPC1
Product: small nuclear RNA activating complex polypeptide 1
Exons: 10
Coding region: 41-1132 (363 amino acids)
Biological process (GO): snRNA transcription by RNA polymerase III; snRNA transcription by RNA polymerase II
Cellular component (GO): snRNA-activating protein complex
Molecular function (GO): sequence-specific DNA binding
Source: RefSeq, a predicted model, not a curated record
GCGCGUUAAUGGCGGCGGGGUGAGCUGUGAGCCGUGAGCCAUGAGUGCCGUGCCCGGGCUGCAGGAGGACUGCGAGGCGCUGCUCGGUGCCUUCCAGGAAGCCGACACCGUCCGCUUCGAGCGCUUUGCUGAGCUGUGGCGGGAGCGCCGCUUCCACACCAUCUUUCAUGGUAGAAUGAGAGCUCUGGAGAGGAAUAAGAUCACAAAGAAGACGUUGGAGCUGGCACAGCAGUACUUCUUGCCGCCGUAUGCCUUCCAGAUCCGAGUCGGCGCUCUGUACCUUCUGUACGGGCUCUACAACACGCAGCUCUGCCAGCCGAAAAUAAAGAUCAGGAUUGCACUCAAGGAUUGGCCUGAAGUCCAGAGCUUUCAACAGGAUCUGAUAGAUUCCCAGCAUUAUGAUGCAGCAUACAUCUUUAGGACACUGCGUCGUGCCAGAGCAUUCCAUUUCACAGCAAUGCCAAAGCUACUCAACUACAGAACUAAGAAGAAGAUCCAAGAGAAUGAAUGUAAAGAAGAAUUUAAAGAUCCAAGUAACAGAGUAAGCAGCCUCAUCACGAAUGAUGUAUUGGAGGAACUGAUGAAUAUUCAUGAGCACUAUCAGAAAAUGAAAUGUGCCAUAUCAGCUGACAAAUCCCAGCCAGACAAGGCCCUGAGCUUGAUAAAAGACGAAUUUGUAGUUUCUCUUAAAGACAUGGCUUUGGAACAUCAGGAAUGGCAGCAAAAAAGAUUGAAAUUGUUACUAAAAGCUAAAGAAGCUGAUGAAAUGCCAAACAGAGUGGAAGAAGGAACUUCGCUACGAUCAGAAGGUUCUGAAAGAGCAGAUGCUUUGGCUAGAAUCAAGCACAAGUCUUAUUCUGCAGUUGUUGAGGCCUCCAAAUCCAGAAGACAUCGUCAAGUAAUACUAGAAUCUUCUGAAUCAGGACUGGAUUAUGGGAAAUCUCCAAAACGAAGUAAAAAAAGCAGUAGGAGACCACAGCCAGCAGAGAAAAGAGGUUCUCUGGAAAUCAGAGGUCAGAUGCAAGCAGAAAAGGAGACUGUUACUCACCAUAUUGGGAUGCCUGUAAUCACAGAAGAAGACAGCUCAGAUACAGAAGAAGUACCUCUCUCCAAGAGGAGAAGACGACGUUAGGAUCCACUUGGAGAACACUAAUGUGAAUUGUGAUGACAAAAUGUAAAUGUCAGAUGUAACACAGAGUUCUUGUCUGGAUUCCACUGGAUGUACAACAGGAACUGGGUGGGACCAGAGCUACAGCUGACACUGGAGUACUGGUGCUGAAUGCUGUACCUCAGCAGUCUCAUGGUACGGCACCUGGUGCCUUCAUUCACCUGGCUGAUGAUUCCUGUGAGAGAAGAAGUUGCUCUGCACUGUGUGAGAUGAGAAGAGGGAGAAGAUGGUUCCUUCUUGUAUUUAGUUUCUAUAAUGCGAGUGAUCUCUUGGAACUCACCUUGACUUGCAAUGACUUUUUAGCAGACACUCUUGAAAGAACAGCUCACAAAAUACUUGCCUGUGUUUGUACAAUAAAUUAUUUCUCACUGUUUA